AUGCUCCUGUGGUGGAUUGCUCGAGGUAUUGCAUAUCUGUCAAGGAGGGACAAGGAGCACCUUGCCGCGGACGUCUCGAAGGACGGGUCGGUAAGUAUGGGCGUGAGGCACGAGGGCUUGUCCGGCGAAGGAGGAGGGCAGCGCACUGUAGAAGAGCUUUGA
Molecule: messenger RNA, 162 nt
Organism: Chondrus crispus (carragheen)
Lineage: Eukaryota; Rhodophyta; Florideophyceae; Gigartinales; Gigartinaceae
Exons: 1
Coding region: 1-162 (53 amino acids)
Source: RefSeq, a predicted model, not a curated record